Thelazia callipaeda (thelaziosis nematode) is the source of this 576-nucleotide messenger RNA. Lineage: Eukaryota; Metazoa; Nematoda; Chromadorea; Rhabditida; Thelaziidae. The record is from the annotation of a GenBank genome assembly.
AUGGCUCAUCAGAUAGCACGUGGACUGGAAUAUCUACAUUCUAAAAUGUGUAUUCAUAGAGAUAUCGCCACACGUAACUGUUUACUUUCUGGAAGUAUCGUGAAAUUAGCUGAUUUUGGAAUGUGUCGAGCAACAUUAGUGUAUAAAAUUGACCUUUCUAAGCCACUGAAUGUUCGAUGGCUAGCACCCGAGGUAUGGCGAUCAGGUGAAACUCGAUUUUGCACAGAUAUUUAUGCCUUUGCAAUCACACUUUGGGAGUUAUUUGAGAUACCGUAUAUACAUCCAUAUUCCACGUGGAAAGCAUACAAAGUCAAAGAAAAAGUAAUGGCAGGAUAUCGUUUACCAAGCCCAAGUGAUAUGCCAGAUAGUGUAAUAGCUCUGAUGCGAAAAUGUUGGGAUCAGGAGCCUAAGAGAAGGCCAACAGCUGCUGAAGCAUGCGCAGAACUUGAAAUCAUCAACAAGCAAUAUAAUGGCGAAGAAGAUAUUCGUACAGCAGUUUUCACGCACUCUCCAGCGUUUGAUGACUUAGCUUUAAGCUCCUCUCAACGUGGUCGUCCAUCCACUAUCGAACGCUAA